Messenger RNA from Xyrauchen texanus (razorback sucker), 3504 nucleotides. Its product is annotated as glucagon family neuropeptides-like. The record is from RefSeq and is a predicted model, not a curated record. Gene Ontology annotation, molecular function: peptide hormone receptor binding; neuropeptide hormone activity; pituitary adenylate cyclase activating polypeptide activity. Bases 282 to 809 code for a protein of 175 amino acids. Gene Ontology annotation, cellular component: perikaryon; extracellular region; neuron projection. Gene Ontology annotation, biological process: neuropeptide signaling pathway; neuron projection development; positive regulation of protein kinase activity. Lineage: Eukaryota; Metazoa; Chordata; Actinopteri; Cypriniformes; Catostomidae. The transcript has 5 exons.
CCGAGGUAAUCGGACCACACGAGAAAAAAGUUUUGUACAAAGAUAUGUAGACAAACGAGCGCAGUUGAUUUCACCGAGGUUUUCUUUGCCAAAGUCAUUUUGUUUGUAUUGGUUAUUGUAUAAAAGACAAGUGCAGGGGUUUAACCGACGAGCACAUAAGGAAAGGACGGUGGCGCUUCAGGGAAGAGGUGCCGUGAGAAAGAUUUCUAUCUCUCUCACACAAUCACAGCCGCACCCGAGUCGCUUCUAACAGCAUUUCGAUCUACCUUCUCUGCAAUAGCAUGGCCAGAUCUAGUAAAGCGACUUUAGCGUUGCUCAUCUACGGAAUCAUGAUGCACUACAGCGCCUAUUGCACGCCUAUUGGGAUGACUUUUCCCAAGAUGAGACUAGAGAAUGAUGCAUUUGACGAAGACGGAAACCCGUUUAGCGACCUGGCUUUUGGCACUGAUCAAAUUGCUAUACGAAGUCCUCCAUCUCUCACGGAUGACAGUUACACGCUAUACUAUCCACUAGAGAAAAGAACGGAAAGGCAUGCAGAUGGAUUAUUAGAUAGAGCCUUGAGGGACAUCCUGGUUCAGUUAUCAGCACGAAAAUAUCUGCAUUCUCUGAUGGCAGUUCAUGUAGGCGGAGGAAGCAGCGAGGAAGACGAAUCGGAACCGUUAUCAAAAAGGCACUCGGAUGGAAUCUUCACCGAUAUUUACAGUCGCUACCGAAAACAGAUGGCCGUCAAGAAGUAUUUAGCAGCGGUCCUGGGACGAAGGUACAGACAGAGAGUUAAAAACAAAGGACGCCGAUUUGCUUAUUUGUAGCGCUGACAAAACUGCUCCCAACUGUCCUCCCAUGUGUACAUUCAAUCCUAAGAUCAAAGUCAUUCUGAUAUUUAACUGAUUAAUCAGUGGAUCACGCCUGUGUUCUUUAAACAUGUAUUUAUGUAUGAAGUAAAGCCAUUAAAAUGAAUAUUUUACUAAUAACAUUGUUUUUCUUUUUGUACAAAAGCACUUGAAACCGCACAGUUAUACUUUGUGGACCAACCGUUUAGUUUCAUGUAUAUAGCUAUAUGUGUUGAAAACAAAAGAUAACAAAAAUCAUCAGGAGAAAGAAAAAAGAAGGAAAAAAAUGUGCACCUUGAACAUUUGCCUGAUAUCUUUUCAAAUUCAUCAUCAUAUGCAGAAAAUAAAUAGAUUUUAAAAAGACAAUCACAGUGCUGAAUGUUAUACUUAUUUUUGUAAUCUGCUAAAAAAAAAGAAAAGAGUCCAAAGUCUGGCCAGGGAUGUAAAAGGGGAGUUGGAGGAUAUAUAGUGGCUGGCAUGAUUCCCUCUUUCUUAGCCCACUCAUUUGAAAUGUACUUCAAAUCAUCUUGUCUUAACCAGAUGGAAUGUGAUUGUCUCACCUGUGUUUUGUGAUUGGAGCCAGUAUGCCUGAUUGAAGAAAAAAAAAAAUGACACAAGAGUAACUGUAAGGUUGAUAUAUUUUUUUCUUGGUGUCUUUUUCCCCUGUUUAAUUCAGUGAUUUAUAUCCAUUCUUCUUCUGUGCAUGCUAUACUUAAUGUAUGCAUGCAUCUCCUUUGCACUUCUUUGUUUUUCAUGCAGUUUAAUGUUUCCAUUCUGUUCCAUGCUCAAUGUGUUGGUCCUUCUAUCAGUGAUCAAAAAAGAUCUGCCUCUGAGGAAGCAGGAUGUUUUUUUUGUGUGUGAUUGACACAAGAAAAAACAAUUAGAAAUUUAAUGGAACUGAAUAAGUCCUAAUAUUCUUAAAUGCAUGCUCCAUUCUUCUUCCUAACGAUGUUCCUGCCAUGGUUCAGGAUCUGUAAUUUUGCAUGCAGCUCACCACUUUUUCCAAUCCAGUGUAUCUGCUGCAUGCAUGCUCCACUGAGCCCCUAAAAUGUGGAUUUGGAGUGUCGCUCUCUCAGUCCUUUGCAUGUUUUCAAUACCUUUGUGGAUGGCUUUGCGUCAUUUCAUAAUUGCGGUUCUUAUGUUCUCUUUGUAUUGCAGAAGCUGUGAAUGCUUUGAUAUGUGCUCUCUGCAGCUAAACUAAACCGAUAUCAGUUAUUGGCUGAAAUUAUGACAUCAUUCAAUGCCACCACAAUAUCAAAAUCUUGUGUUAAGGCUGUGUGUUAAAAUGUGCCCGUCAAGAAAUAAAAUUUGAAAUCUCUCCAUCAGUGUAAUCUACAGCAAAUGUAGUGGAUAGUACUUGUGAAAUUUUCUUCAGUGGUGGUACUGUUUUAGAGGCUAUAAACACAAUAAACAAUUGCUUAGUUCUGCAGAGAUAGGAUGAAGUAUGCUUAACAGAUUCAUCGCCUCAUAGUAGACCUAGAAAAAUAAUUUAUUACAUUAAUGCUGAUCUGUAAUUAGUGCUGAUGACUGAAGGAAUGUGAGACAGAGAGAAUGGGGAGGCCAGAAAGAACAAGGGAGGAGGUCCUUGAGAACCUCGGAGGAACCAUUGCCAUUUUCAUUAUCUUUAUAGCCAGAUUGAGCUACUGCAUGUUCAAGAUAGACUUCCUCUUGUACUGUAUGUUUAUAUAAGAGACAGACACUAGACUCAUCGUCAUUAGGUAGGGACACAAUGCAAACUCAUCUGGUGGUUUUUCUAUUCUUUGUCUUUUUCUUUCUCUGUUUUAUUAUACAUGUUUUGGUUAUGCCUGUAUUGAUUUAGUAUAUUUUUCCUGAUAUGGAAAUUAGGUCUUGUUCAUCCACAAAAACCAUUGUCCCAGGCGUGAAAUCAAUCUUUCUUCAAUUUGGCAUUGUCCCCCAGGCUUUAUGUGAGUAAGGAUGUGUCUCUGAGUGUGUUAUGCAAGGACUAUGUGUGUGUCUAUUAGGCAGGUGGCUGAGUGAAUGCAUGUGUAAGUGUGUGGACAUAAUGAUGUUAUGAAAGAUUGUGAUUAUUGGCUUAGGUGCCUUGUGACAACUUCUGAUAAAAAAAAUCGCCACUUAUAAUGGAUGGCAAUUUUAGUGGCCCUACAAUGCUGCAAACUAUUAGGUUCCAUUUGACUAACUUCAUCUUAACUUUCCCUCUCCUUUUCUUUGAAACUUGCUUCAACAAAUUAUUUAGAUAGAGCUGAAAAGCAUGGCCAGCAUAUAAUGUGAUCAAGUCUAUUACUGAACUGGUGUAAAUGGUAAAAGUAUUACGUGUCUGGAUUGUUUAAGCUGAUGAAUGUGUGUAAAUGUGGCAAGCACGUGUUUUUGUUUCACUCUACUAGUAACUAUCUCAUUGUAGCCCAACUUGAUAAAAGGCCCAUGAUGCCUACAUAGGUAUUGUGUUGUUUGUUGUUGCAUUGCUUGAGGGUUUUUUGAAAACCUGAUGGAUCCCAGGUCACAGCACAGCCUGUUGUGUACAUUUCUGAAAGCGCCGAAAGCCUUAAUGUGAAAGUUUUAUCUAUACCUGAAACAUUAUAUGUGACAAGUGAAUAUUAGCAAGUGACAUCAUCAUAUUAACACAUAUAACUCCAUAAGGGGUGACAUUUUUAAAUGUUAAAAAAAGUGUUGUAAGAUUUGUAUGAAUAAAUUUUUU